UCAGCCGCCACAGUGAUCAGUGUCUGUUGUGAACGCGAACGCGUACGGAUUGUUUCGAGAAACGCGCGGAAAACCGGUACAAACAUUCCGCAGUGGAAAUUAGAAAGAAUUUUUUGUAGAAAACUUUGUUGUUCUAUUGGAAGCCAGUUUUUUUUAACACAAGUGAGAAGAUGGCCAAAUACGUUACGGACAAAGCGUUGUGCAAUGUCAGCCUGCGUAAUGCCUGCCUGGGCAUAUCGAUAUUCUUUCUGAUCAUGGUGGCGCUGGCCGUCAUAACGCAUCCAAGUUAUUUGCUCAAAAUUUCUUUCUUGGUAGGAUUUAUUAUUGAGCUGCUUGCCAAUUCGGCGCUGCUGUUCGGUGUUUUGAGGAGCAACGCUUGGCUAGUCUUGGCUUGGUUUGUCUUCGCCGUGCCGUUCUUCAUAGGUUGGCCCAUCGCAGUUUUGGGUGUGAUUUUCAAUUUUGGCGAUUAUCGCGCAGCUGCUUACGUCGACAAUGUAUUUCUUAUACUAUUCAUAUAUAUACUGGCUUUGGUGAUUUUCGGCUACUUCUCAUAUCUCGUCUACUCCUACUUCCAUCAAUUGCGGAAUAGUCAGUCAGCGACACCGCACGGCGUUGUUGUGUAAGUACAUAAUACACCUAUGUACUUAGCCAUAUACUGUGGUACAUACAUACAUACAUACAUUUGUAUAUGUAUGUAAAUGCAUUAUGAGUACAAAAUCGAAAACACCAAAAUAAGAUUUUUUUGUUGUAUAAUUCUAUGGCGGCAAUGUGUGCCCACCCUAAUGCAGUAAGCGAUUUUUUAUGUAUGCACUUUUAAAUUAUAUAUAUACAUACAUAUAUUAUAAAAUAAAAAUAAAAAUG
This is a messenger RNA of Bactrocera tryoni, 861 nucleotides long. RefSeq lists its product as uncharacterized. The record is from RefSeq and is a predicted model, not a curated record. The coding region runs from base 171 to 623 and encodes 150 amino acids. The transcript is spliced from 4 exons. NCBI's taxonomy places the organism in Eukaryota, Metazoa, Arthropoda, Insecta, Diptera, Tephritidae.